ACCAAACAGUUCCCGGAUCGAGACAUUCAACUGGCAGCUAUGGCAAUUGGAAAGUGGUUAUGCAUGGAUUAUGACGUAGACAAGAACGGCGUCUUAGAUGAAACACAGGAGCUGAUCGACUCCACUGACGAGAAUGGGGACGGACAAACAACAAGUGACGAAUUUGCACGAAGCUGGUCCAAGAUGAAUGAAAAACUGCACGAAAAUUGGAGUCGGGCAAUAUUUGAAUGGGUCGAUACGAAUCAGGAUGGAUUUUUGACUAUGGAAGAUCGCUUCCUCGAGCAACAUCAUGAUCCAAUCACUGGAGUCCUCCUAAUAAAGGACUGUAUCAUGCUUUGUGCAGAUCAUUUUCUGAGAUAUGAAAAGAACCUUCGAAAGGAAAUCAAAGAGCAAGAACAAAAGGGUGUUCUUCAAUUCAGUGAUUUUUUGCUGUGAACAAAAACACAAAGCAGUGAUCAGAAACUACUUCCGAUGACGAUAACUUCCUUUCUUUGUUAAAUCUUGGACAAUAUAAUGAAGCGAUUUUAUCCUCUGCCUUAACCGCUAAA
Molecule: messenger RNA, 548 nt
Organism: Lingula anatina
Lineage: Eukaryota; Metazoa; Brachiopoda; Lingulata; Lingulida; Lingulidae
Source: RefSeq, a predicted model, not a curated record